Messenger RNA from Linum tenue, 2428 nucleotides. NCBI's taxonomy places the organism in Eukaryota, Viridiplantae, Streptophyta, Magnoliopsida, Malpighiales, Linaceae. The record is from the annotation of a GenBank genome assembly.
AAGAGUCUCAAAGGAGGUAAACCAGAGAAGUGAAGAAGCCGCAUCUUGUGGCUUAGCCGACUGAAAUCCGAAGCCGCAGCAAAACAGAUUAUGACUCGUUCGAGAUCUCAUUCGAUUCAAAGGGGGGUUCAUGAUUCUAAUCAAAAUCAUGAUAGUGUUAUUCCGGCAUCAUCACAGGUUAAAAGAAAAAGAGGUACAACUAGGUGCAAGGAGAUUUGGGCUUUAUCGAAGGGAGAAAAGGUUCAUGUUCGGAUCAAUAGAUAUGGCCAACCAGUUGGUAGCAAAGCUAAGAAAUUGGGCUACUUUUUGGGUACUUUAGCCAGAAACGGAGCCUAUGCACCUCUCAGAUAUGCCGAUUGGAGGAACAUGCUCGCUCAUUACAAAACUGAAAUGUGGGAUUUAGUACAGGAAAAAUUUGACAUUGAUCCAUUAGUGGAACCAUGGAUAAUGAGUUCCUUGGACAGCAAGUGGAGGAAUUUCAAGAAUAAAGUAAAAAAUAGGUGGUUCGGGAAGAAAGAACGUGAUGGAAGAGUACUCAAUGAUGAUUGGACAUGGCUCUUGGAAUUUUGGAGUAGUAACAAAGCUGUGAGAAGGGAAAUUGUGGCUAAGGAAAACAGGAGCAAAGUGAAAUCAGCACACACUUUGGGUACGAAAAGUUAUGCUUGCAAGAGAGACGAAAUGGCAGAGUCUACACCUGAUAAGGUAGAGCCAACUCCAGCUAAGGUUUAUGUUGUUGCUCAUGUGCGUAAGAACGGGACUCCAUUGAAUGCUCAAGUGGCCCAAGUUAUUGAAAAAAUAAAUGAGCCGUCUUGUCAUGAUAAUCCUGGAUCGCAUGAUAGAUUGUCACAAGCACUCGGUGAAGACAAGUAUAAUCCUUCAAGAACAUAUGGAUUAGGGGCAUCUUUGGGAGUGAAGAAUUCUCGUGUAUCAAUAAUCAAGAAAGCAUUAGAGGCACAAAGAAAUGCUGAAGAGAAAGCAGAAAAGGUACAAGAGGAAUUGCAUGAGGUUAGAGAAGGACAGCAAAGAAUCAUGAGCUUGCUACAAAAACUUCAUCCAAGUAUGAGUAUCAAUGAAAUGUUGGACUCAACAAACCAGGUUACACCAAAUGAUAUUCUCAAUACUUAUCUGCCUCAUCAUCAAGGCUUAUCUUCUAAAACAGGCACAACAGUUGCGAGAAACAACUCUUCACAAAUGGUACAAAAUAGGAACUUCUCAUUUUUGGAUUAUGCAUUGGAUUCUUCUCAAAAUGUUGAUUCCUCUAGUCAACAAAGAACUGAGCAAGUUUCUUCAGCUGCUGCAAUUGGUCACGAGUCUCAGGAACUAGAAUUUGUUAUGAUAAAGAGUUUGCUAAGUCCCGGCGUUGAUGUAGCAUAUGCUAAUAUCCUAACUAAAGAUCCAAAGGGCCGUGUGGCCGGGCAAGAGUUGGGUCGUGGUUUUUAUGAAGUAUUCGUUCAAGUCGGGAUUCAUAGUGAUGAACCUUUAGUACGACCGUAUGGGAGCUAUCAAACGAUUGGAGAUGUGAUUGGAAGGAGUAUUGCUUGGCCAUCUUCCUUAUCGGUUGACGGCGGGGUUGUGUCGGCAAUUGAAUCUGGGUCGGCGACGGCGAGAGGAAGCUUCGCGGCACAAUCUGGGUCGGUGUCGACAAUUGAAUCUGGGCAAAAUGAGGUGGAGCAGAAUUUCGGAACAGAAUUAACCUUCCCUGCUGCCUGUUGUGGAAUCCCUGCCGUCGCUGUCAUCCUUGGUUGCUGCAAGGUGGAACAGAAUUUCGGAAGGCUGCGGAGUUGUGGUGGUGGUGGAGGCGGCGGUUGGCAUUGGGGGAUCGGUGAAUGGGAGGUUAGGGAUGACGCUUGGGCAGGCAUAGUUGGCGAGAGCGAGCUGGGAGACGCAGAGAGGACGGAAAGGUGAAGGUCGAGGCAGAGGAGGGACGGUAGCUGUUGUGAAAUGGGUAAGGGGAGGGGAAUUCAAGCACCUCUUGCAUGUCUCUCUGUAUCUGUUUCUUGUACACAGGACCAAUUUUCGUAAUAUGUUAUUUGUGCACAAUAGUCCUGGAUAGAGCUCAAUUGGUUGAAUUCAACGUAAUGAUGCACUCUCUUUGAUGUUCCUGAUCUUCUCUUGAUUUUGAGUUCCACGAUUCUGCAGCUAGCCACGUUAAGGUUUCUGCAACAUCUCCUGUUCCCCAUGUCGUUCUUAGUCAGUUCAAGGCCUGCAUUGUGCUGCUGGGGAACUACUACGUUUUCGGAUCGAAUCCCAGAGUAAUCAGCAUCUUCGGUGCAUUGAUUGCAAUCGGUGGCAUUUCUGGUUUCACUCAUCUUAAUCAAACAGUGUCUCAAAAAUCACAAUCGAAAGACAAAUCCAGGUUGGGCAAAGAGAACGGAGGAGUCGAAAGGAAUGAUGCAUAUGGGGAGGAAUUUGUGUAACUAAUUGACAG